This is a messenger RNA of Drosophila navojoa, 2446 nucleotides long. RefSeq names its product dihydroxyacetone phosphate acyltransferase (gene Gnpat). The record is from RefSeq and is a predicted model, not a curated record. Gene Ontology annotation, cellular component: mitochondrial membrane; peroxisomal membrane; peroxisome. Gene Ontology annotation, biological process: phospholipid biosynthetic process; triglyceride biosynthetic process; fatty acid metabolic process. Lineage: Eukaryota; Metazoa; Arthropoda; Insecta; Diptera; Drosophilidae. Gene Ontology annotation, molecular function: glycerol-3-phosphate O-acyltransferase activity; glycerone-phosphate O-acyltransferase activity.
GCUGUCGUUGUGGUUGUCGCCGCAAAUGUGGAGUGGUAGUUGCUUUACCAUCGCGCUGCUAAAGCGUCGCCGAUUCGCUGCUACAGUACCUGUAUCGAAUUUGCAUUUUAAAAGUCAAGCGUACCAUGGAAAUGAAGUCAACCGCCAGCCAGGUAAACAGAGCAACGGCCGCGUCUAGCGAUGACUCAUCCCCAUCGGCAUCGGCUGAGGCGACAGCCGCCGCAUAUAUGCGGCAGUUUGAGAAUAUUAUAGCACCAGGAAAAGAGGCAUCUAUGACCCGAGAGUUCAAGCCCCAAGUGGCCUACGAAUUUGAACGCUACUUAAAUCCCCAGAAACUCAAACAGCAUGUGCUACGCAGCGAGAAGCUGCGCUCACUGCUGGAACACUACGCGCAACAGACAGGGCAGCCGAUCAAACAGCUGGAGCAGCAGGCGCGUGCGAUUAUCGAUGAGAUCGGUUUGGAUCGAAACAUGGCCAUAAUACGCUGGUGCGGCAUUACAAUUACGGCCAUUGGUAAGCGCAUCUGUGAUGGUUUCUAUGUCAAUUCGACCAGCAUGGCCAAUGUGCGCAAGGAAAUGGGCCGCUGUCCAGUGCUGUAUUUGCCCAGCCAUCGCAGCUAUAUGGACUUCAUACUGAUGAGCUACAUAUGCUAUUACUAUGACAUCGAAAUACCAGGCAUAGCAGCCGGCAUGGAUUUUCACUCAAUGUUCGGCAUGGGCACCAUGCUACGCAAGACGGGCGCCUUCUUCAUGCGUCGCAGCUUCUCAAACGAUGAGCUUUACUGGGACAUCUUUCGCGAGUAUAUGUACGCUCUGGUCGCCAGAUACCACAUAGGCGUAGAGUUCUUCAUAGAGGGCACGCGCUCCCGAAAUUUUAAGGCUCUGGUGCCCAAGGUGGGUCUCUUGUCGAUGGCCUUACUGCCAUAUUUUACGGGCGAGGUGCCGGAUGUAAUGAUUGUGCCCGUCAGCGUGGCCUACGAGCGUGUGCUGGAGGAACAGCUGUUUGUCUAUGAGCUGCUGGGCGUGCCCAAGCCCAAAGAGUCCACGAAGGGUUUUUUCAAGGCUUUGAAAAUCAUCGACGAACGAUUUGGCAAAAUGUUUCUGGACUUCGGUGCGCCGAUCUCAGUGCGUGAAUUCUUUGGCCAUGACAGCACGCAGCGCAUGCAACGCGCCGGAUUGGGCGGAUCCCUGCAAAAGCUCAAUCGGCAGGAGAUCGAGCUAGUGAAGCAGCUGGCCAACGAGAUUAUCUACCAGCAGCAGCGCCGCAUUGUCAUCACCACAUUUAAUUUGCUAACUCUGUAUUAUGCCAGCAAACUAUAUGGACAGUGCAGCGUCAAUGUGGAUGAACUGUCCCGUGGUAUUUUGCAUUUAAAGCGGAUAUUCGAGAAGCUUGGAGCCCAUGUUAGCACCAGCGCGAAUAGCAUCAAGGCGGACGUGAUCGAUGCCGUAGAAAUUCACAGCAAUAUUCUGCAAUUUCGUGUAGGCAAACUUCAAUUCACUCCACUGGCUGCAGAACAGUUGGCGGCCCAGAUCGAUGUGCGGCGGCUGAAGGCGCACGCCUUAUGCCCACAAACGAUGGCGGUGGCUGUGCCGAUGUUGGCGCUGCAGCUCUACAUAAAUCCGUGCAUGUUUUGGCUGGCACGGCCCGCCUAUCUGUUGCUUGCCGCGCUCAAGGAGCAGCGACGUCAGCAGCAGCUGGACAAUCCGAGCUCGUACCAGGAGACGUUGGCUGCCCUGCACAACCAUGUGAGCAGUAUGGAUGCAUUGUUCCAGCAUGAGUUCAUCAUCGAAUCGAAUCGAGAGGCGGCCGAGUUUGAAACGCAUUUGAGUCUGCUGAUCGAGGAGCGUGCCCUGCAGCUGAAUGAGCACACGGGCAAGGUUAGUGUGCAGGAUAACGAGUGUACCAGAGUCAUACUGGCUGCACUGGCUCCAUUUCUCUGCCUCUACUACCAACUAGCGGUCACGUUGCGCCAGAUGUCGGGCGAAUUUAACUCCAAGGAUCUGUUGGUGCGCGUGCAACAGCACGUCGAACAGCUGCUGCAGCAGGCAGGCGGCACCGCAUUGCACGUGCAUCCCUAUUGUCUGGCCUUGGAUAAUCUAAACAUCGCUAUCUAUGCACUAAUACAGUCCGGUUAUUUGCACAAAUCUCGGGAGACGGGCCUGAUGAGCAUCGCUGCGGCAACACCGAUGAAGUGCCUCAGGCAACUAGAGCUGCAGCUGCUGGAGUAUUGUCAGCUAAUGCCAUUUACCCAAUACUCGAUGGCUGCCAACCAGCAGGCGCAGUCGCAUAUGGCCAAAUUAUAACUGACAAAUGGCAAGCGGUUGGCGCCUGCCAGCACUCCGCUGCCUACAACAAUGUCCUCGACCCAGGGUGAUCAUAGUACAAUAUCACUAUUUAUUCAAUGCAUUGUCAGCCUGCUCAAGAAUUGUCGGAUCAUUUGCAUACU